AGCGCCGUGGCCCGUCCGACCGAAACAUCACUCUCUGGUUCGUUCUUCGAUAAUAUUCAUAGUCUCGCAUGAUGUUGUCUGCUUCGCCGGCAACAAUUCCUGCUGAGACGAGUGCGACACAAGAUGGAUGAAAUGGCGCCGACUUCGAGAAAGUCCAAGACCACUUGUAUGCAAUGUCGCGCUCGGAAGGUGCGUUGCGACGGGCGUCCCAACUGUUGUCGCAACUGCGAACGCUUGAGGUUUGACUGUUCAUUUCAACCGAGAGACGCUGGUGUUUCGGGCGAUUCGCCAUCAGGCGACCAAUCACUCGUUCAGCUGGAGCGACGACGCGGGAUUCGCGCCUGCACAGAAUGUCGUUCUCAAAAAAUCCGAUGUGGCGGGGAGUCUCCUGCGUGUUCCAACUGUCUUCGAAGGAAUCGACCUUGUGUCUAUCCCGCCCUCAAGCGGCCGCACCGGACGCCACAAACUUCUAGCUUACCAUCACCUGCCGUGUCGCAGCGCCCUGAGAGUCAACUGCAAUUCCCAGCCCAGUUGGAGCAGUCGGCUAACGAAGCCAGCCAAACCCCUCUGUCGAACGAAGGCGCUUUGCCAGACCGCCAGGAAAUCAUUUCUUUAAUCGAGGCUUAUUUCCAGCACAUAUACGCCCUGCCGUGGUAUGCAUUCUUGCACAAACGAUCGGUGAUGCAAAGAUGCCAUGAAGGGGCGAUUGAAGACUGUUUGACAUUUGCAAUCUGUGCCGUAACCACUCAGCGUCUCAAGAUUGAGCCGUACGCGCGGGAAUUGAGUGCCCAAUGGGCCCAGAAAGCCGAAGAUUUCUUGUUGCAAAACUUGGAAAGUCCUUCCACCUCACGACUCCAGGCUCUCAUCUUGAUUGUGCGAUACAGGGUGGAAGUCGGCCACUUCUCGAGGGCUUUUAUGCUUGCUGCAUUGGCUGGUCGGUCUGCCGUCGCCCUUCGGUUGAACUACGAACGCCCAGAACUGCGCUUCCUGGCUCAAGAAGUCCGUCGACGAUUAAUGUGGUCAUGUUUCGCCCUCGAUGGCAACUUCUCUGUGGGACUGCGAGAAUUCGAAACGUGUCCGCCAGAGAAUGUCUUCCUUCAACUUCCAUGUCCAGAAACGGCAUUUGAGCAGGAUGCACCAGUGGAAACAGCCCCAUUGAGGGCGACCUCUUUCGACAGGCCCGAGCGCAUUGGCACGUAUGCUGCAUGUAUAAGACUUGCAGCCAUAAGAACAGACAUCAUGAGACUGACGCGCCGGCUUGCAUCCUCGGUGGUCCCACCUGGGGAGCUCAUGCAUACAGUGCGGCGAUUUGAAGAUGAGUUGCAGCACCUAUACCGAAGCCUUGCCGACUCUGAUCGAUACAACCCCAAAAUAUUCUCAUACUGUGAAAGACCGGCUAGAAUCCUCAUGGUGCACGAAUGCUGGCACCAAGCAUAUACUGACCUGUACCGAAUUUUUUUGACAGGGUACCGCGAGGCCGCUCCUCCCUCGGCCAUGGAAGGCAUCAAUCGUGAAGACAUCCUUCGACGGCGUACUCUGUGUUUGAACCACGCUCUGUCAAUCGUCCAGAUCUUUGCAGCUUUCUCAGAGCAAUGUAAGGUUUUGACAAUUGACUUUGACACUGCAAUAUGCGCAUACCAUAGCGCUCGGAUCAUCCUCUUUAGCGCUCAAACAGAUGUCGUCACCCAAAGUCUGAGUAUGCCUGCCGCUCUGGAAAAGGCUCGUUUUUGUCAGUCUAUCAUGAACAGGUUCUUCCGUACCUCUCCUGUAGUCGAGCCAAUGAAGAGGGAACUCGAGAUGCUCAUCGCUCGCCAUUCGUCGCAGAACACCAACGCCGGUAUACAACUACCUCAGCCCGAAGAAGUAUUGGAGGACCAUUUAUCCAGACUUGCAGAUGAAGCGAGGACCAGACAGCGCCUGGCAAUUCAUAGUCUGAUAGGCCGAGCAGAUUUUGUUGACGACAGCAAUGAAGUGACCAGUCCUGCACCACCGCGAGACCAUAAUUCCAACGGCAAUUCGACCGGCUCCUUGAGACCGCAACGCCAACGCCAGCUAAGAAAUACUAUGAAUGCCAAACCCAAUCCUCAAAUCCUCCGCUCUCAGAGUGUCCCUGGAGCAACCCAAGCGGCACAGUCUAAACAGCCUGAUGGAAUCAUUGAAAGCGGAAGCAAUGAGCCGACAAAUUACGCCCAAGAAGAUCAGAGCCAGUGGCUGGACGGCAUGCGUCUCGCCUUUAAUCCUUGGAUGGGAUGGCCCGAAACGUUAGAAACAUAUGGAUUUUCUCAGGAUCUUGACGAUGAAUACUUCUAGCCAAUAUUUUCUUCGAUCUAAUUUCACCACAGUCGACACCAGCUUGCUUCUUAUACCCACAAAAUCAACCAGCGCCUUCGCUAACAAUAACGUCAACAUGUUACUCUUGUAACGCCGCCAGCUCAAAGCCAAGUCACGGCAACUUGACGUAUGUAUGACCCUCAUACGAUACCUAUGGGCUUCGGCGCCUUUUCUGCUUUGUUGAGUAAGAACAUGAGGGUCACUAUGAGUUUCCCAACUGCUGAAAACAAGACCGAGGUUGCCGGGCCUAUGCCGCGAUAUAUGCCUGCGCCAAAGAAGGCUCCGGCCACAAGGGCAGCAAGAAAGCUCGCUCGACGAUUCCGAGGGCGAUUCUUUGCCGCAAACAAACGAGGGUCGAUUAGCAGAUCAACCCAUGCCGCUGUCGCCAUUGCCGUGCUGAUUUCAGUUAUUGCCAACGCUCUCGAUAGGACGACCUGACUGCCGGCGGCAAAGGCCAGCAAGCCGAUGACCACCAUGGUUUUUGUGCCUUCCAGCUCAAUGCCAUAGGCGUAUUGAAUCGCAGCCGCUAUGAAGACGAGUAUGGUCUGGAUCAAGUUGCAAAAUACGAUCCAAAGACGAGAUCGCGGCCCAAUAAUGUGACCCAGUUGACCUGUUAUCCAUCCUGCGGCGAGGAAGAAACCCAGGGCGACCCCGAUGUUUUCCGUCUUGAAUAACUUGCCAGUCAGAUCUGGGAGGAGGAUUGCCAUUGCGAGCAUGACCGUGUUGCCCGUCUGGUUCGAGGCGAAGCAAUGGUAGUCUGGGAAGGUCGUUGCGUCUUGCAUUCCCGUACAGAAGGUGAGGAUUAGGAGUUCGGUCUCGGCGAGAAGGUUGACUUCGACAUGGCCUAUCAAAUGUUGUUUCAGCCGUGUCGCAACUGUUGUUCGUUGCGGUUCCUUGACUGCGAGGUCGACCUGUGCUGGAUGGUCCUGCUCUUUCGAUUCACUCGAGACGCUGCUAUCAUCAUUGAUGGGAGCCAUCACUGAAAUGAAGCGAGCAAAACAGGUGGCUUGAGAAGAGAUCAACGACUUGAGAAACGGGUCCUGAAAUGGCUUGCCAGUGGAAGAAGAAAGAAUUGUGUCUCUCGAAAGCAGACAAAGAAUCCGCCAGUAUUUGUGGAAACGACACACCGGCAUUCCAAGCGCUCGGAAUAUGACUUUGCUGGGCUCGCCCCUCCCUGCGCGGCCAUGGUCCCAUCAUCCUGCAAGGCUUCGGGUGUCCUCUCACCUUCGAAAUGUCCUAGCCGACAGUCCGAAGGGAUAUCUGACAAGGAUACGGUCAUUUACAGCACCAUUACAACAAGAGCCAUCCGUCAAUACCAGAGCCUUGCGCUCUAGGCGAAUCACAUCGAGGGCCGACUACCGCUCCGAAAUGCGACUUUGCCACCCGAUACUUCGAUUGUCGGGCUGCACAGUCGUUGGCAUCCCGCCUAGAGCCCGUCCGACUGCCGAGCGAUACACCGACUACCGUAGCAUAACUUGCAACUGACCUCAUCCUAUGAACUGUGGUUCGACUCUCUCCUGGCCUCGAGGAUCGGAUCGCCGGAUGGCUGAGCACUCGCAAGACUUCGAUUGCUCGAUAGCCGUGCCUUGGCAUUCAGUCCAGAGAAGAGUAAAUUUUGGUCUCAAAUCAACAAGAGUUCACGGUCGCAGUCUCGAUCCCAAUGAGGGAUAACAAAUGCAGUCAUCGACAAUGGCAAGAUAUCCCAAGCGAGGGUGUUUUCGCAAGCCGAUGUGAUUGAUGCAAAGACGACAAUCGAAACCGGGUUGAGGCAUUGACUGCCUAUUCCAGGGGGUGGUGCGACUCGGUCUACUGGGCGGCCCAUUGCUAAAAGAAAGUUGGUCGACUCACUCACUGGCUCCACGUACAGUGAUUGUUUGUCUCAACUUAAUGUAUGGCUCGGAUUUGUCUCCGCCUUCCGUGGUACAGAGCAUCAACUUGCAUGCCAGGGAAUCAAUCACCAAUCUCAAUGCAGAGCAAGGGAUAAUGGCUGCAAGGAGCAAUCGCUUGCGUAACCGCAACCCCAUAUCUGCACUAUCGAGCAGAACAGGGGCGACCUAGAAGUCAGAGAACGGCAUAAAGCCGAUAUAGAGCGACACGACCCUCUUACCAUUGUCCUGCCGGGACAGACUAGCAACCCACAGUUGCUGCCCCAUUCCUACAAGAAGGUUUGAAUAGUACUUCAGCCGAUCUUCUUGGACAACCAAGAUCAAGGAUGCGGUUGCGUGGCGAGCUACUUGAAAAGCGUCGAGACAAAAUAUCUCAACCAGACCAAAUCCUUAUGGACUGCAACCUUCAGGGCGCCGGUCACCCCCGCAGAAUAACGAACUGCAAAAAGGAGUUGGGUGUCGAUGAUUUCUUGCGACCAUAGAAGUCUCCUUGCAUUCAUUUUUUGAUUUUCGCAAGAUGGUCACAGGACCAGAAGCUGAUGGCUCAGUGAACGCAUAUGGGACCUUUUGUCUAAAAAAGAUGGUGAAACGCGCACCGCCGAGUCUGCCUGAACUCCACAGCGUCCGGUCUGCUUCCUGCUUAAUGGAGUACCGAAGGAGCAGAGCCCCAGAGAGCAAAAGAUUUUCCUUCUAAGCAGAGACUUCGGCAGUCGGGGUCUCUAUCGGCAGUCGCAGUGACCGGCUACACGGAUUACAGUGGACACAAACUUAGUCGCCGUUGAAAAUCGAGAAAAUUACGAUGUACCCGCCCCAGGCCUGAGAAAGACUGAGUAAGUCGACGUGGGCUUCCAUCCAUGGCAAAGGCUGCCUGUAAAGGGGGGCUUUCCUCCCAGAUAUGGUACCAGUCGACCAUCGCCUUCGUCAUUCCCCGAGUGUCGCCGUGAGAGUUUGCCACACCAUCAACCAGCCUCGACUCAACACUCCAUUGUUCUGACUUUGUAAUGACAAGUGGAAACCUGGAGCGAGCGGGACCGGAGGCACUUUGGUUACCAAGUCAUGUUGGGGGACCAGACCAACGAAUGUGGGCGACUCUUGUCGAAUCAACAGGUUGCUUCUGCUGGGCAUCGAUCAAGUCGCGUGAGCAUAUCGGCAAGCCGUCCACUGGGGUGUUUGCUCUGAGAGAAAUCUUUUACCCGUCUGUUUGAGAAUCUUGCCUCCACACUCGGGAGUCGCUUUCAUCGAAUGUGUUCUGGUGGCCAUGCCUGCUGCCAGUGAGCGGCAUCCUUCUGUUCCUAUCUUUGCAUCGAGUUUUUACUCGUUUUCACCCAGCACAUGUUUCUUUCCAUGAUACUUAUCUUUUAAGGGGGGGGAUGUUCUUGAAAACGAAGGCAGUUUACCCGUUUUGCACAAAUGAACUUGGAGCCGGGCAGAGGAUGUUGUACAAAGCCUCGAAAGAAGAGGGCCGUGGCUCCCAACGAAGGAAAAGGAGAGAUAACAGGCUCUACAUUACCAGUAUCCCAAUCUGGCAGUUUUUGCGGCUGGGGAUUUGAGUUCCCAGUAUUCCCUUCUUCGUGUACAGAUUCGACGCUCGCCAGCCUGGAGGGAGUAACGUGGAUGUAUAGUGGAAUGUCCAGUGUACAUAUUGUGGGAGUUGGAAUAUCGAGACAAGAGAGGGAUGGAUGAUGAGUACAUAACAGACAUUGAUUCUUCCUACAUGAUCAUUACUUUCGGGUAGUCAUUCAGCUAUAUGUCUUUCAUUCUA
This is a messenger RNA of Cladophialophora immunda, 5979 nucleotides long. RefSeq lists its product as uncharacterized. Gene Ontology annotation, molecular function: zinc ion binding; DNA-binding transcription factor activity, RNA polymerase II-specific; DNA binding. The record is from RefSeq and is a predicted model, not a curated record. Gene Ontology annotation, biological process: DNA-templated transcription; regulation of DNA-templated transcription. Lineage: Eukaryota; Fungi; Ascomycota; Eurotiomycetes; Chaetothyriales; Herpotrichiellaceae. Bases 124 to 2310 code for a protein of 728 amino acids. Gene Ontology annotation, cellular component: nucleus. The transcript has 3 exons.